Malurus melanocephalus (red-backed fairy wren) is the source of this 1150-nucleotide messenger RNA. It is a transcript of the gene GRXCR2, whose product is annotated as glutaredoxin and cysteine rich domain containing 2. The transcript has 3 exons. The record is from RefSeq and is a predicted model, not a curated record. Gene Ontology annotation, cellular component: microvillus; stereocilium shaft; stereocilium base. Gene Ontology annotation, biological process: sensory perception of sound. Bases 53 to 952 code for a protein of 299 amino acids. Lineage: Eukaryota; Metazoa; Chordata; Aves; Passeriformes; Maluridae.
UUGGCUUCACUACCACYRACAUUUUCUCUUUGWGAAUUUCUAUCAAUAUUUAAUGCAGUGGUGUCAGUUUUGCUGUAAGAUGAGAGGAACCACUAGAAACCYUGAAUUAUGCAUCGUGCGGUGGGGGAAGCUGGAAGUGUUUUCUUUUGGACCCAAAGCUGUUGGAGCUGAUCUCCAGGACCUGCAGCUUGAAAYCCAAAUGAUGGAUGAUGAGCCCCAGAAGAAACUCAGCCAGUGGCACGACGGCCGGCCCCGCAAGGUGAGGUUCAAAAUAUCCUCAUCUUACAGUGGGCGAGUGUUAAAACAAGUGUAUGAAGAUGGGCAGGAGCUGGAGCCCCCGGCCAAGGAGCACUCGCGGCGCUCSGUGCGCCACAGCUUCGAGCCCGAGGAUCCUCUGUGCGGGCCCGGGGAGCUGGCUGCCAGCAGCUUCUGCUGGCCCACGCUGCUGACUGCCCAGAGGAUCAGCAUCGUGCGAGAGGAUCACACCCACGGGCUYGCAGGGAGCCUGCCCCUGCUCAGCGACUGCCAGCCUGGCAGCAGCCACUGCAGGACUUCUCCAGUUGUAGAUUUUGGCAAGAUCAUCAUCUACACCAAUAACCUGAAAAUCAUCCGUGCACCRAUGGAUCAGAAAGAGCUCAUGAGAAGAAUGAUCCAGACUGAGGGAAUAAAUGACUGGACAUUCAUGUACCGGGAGAGGAAAGAAAGAUUUGGUGGUGGACAUAUAAAAGAUGUGGAGAAUGACAUCACUUGCAACCAGUAUGUGGAGCUUCAGGAGGACGAUGCAGAUCACGGCUGUUCCCAGUGCAAAGGCUCGGGCUGUGCUCCCUGCUCGCUGUGCCAUGGAAGCAAGUUCUCCAUGCUGGCAGACAGAUUCAGGGAGUCCUACCGAGCCCUGCGGUGCCCGGCGUGCAACGAGAGCGGGCUGCAGCCCUGCCCCAUCUGUGACGCGUGACCCUGCUGCCAGCACCACUGCGGGGCUUUGGGGACACCAAAAUYACUGAACCUUGCAGCAGCCUCGCCACCUGACAGGCUUUAAGGAUGGGAAAUGCACAUUAUCCCUUUCUCACCGUGAGUGUGACACUGCACUUCUGCUCCCAACCCUCCUUUCAGCCUGGCCUGUGCCUGUCCUGCCUUGGCAUCGGGGGGAAUG